Molecule: messenger RNA, 1313 nt
Organism: Thlaspi arvense
Lineage: Eukaryota; Viridiplantae; Streptophyta; Magnoliopsida; Brassicales; Brassicaceae
Source: the annotation of a GenBank genome assembly
GAUUUACCGAUCGGGUUUAGUAUUUGACCUGAAAAAUAUUUCAAAAAAGAAGAAGAACAAAAUACUAAAUAUAUACACUUUACUUUCGAGGGGAUCAUCAUAUAUAUUAUUCCACUCUCUCCCACAAUCUCUCCGCACCUUUUAACAGACAAUAACAAUGGCGGACAAACCAAGCAGAGCACUUGUAUUUUACGGAGACGGCUUGGCUCGAUUCAUCGACCCAUCAGCUACCCACAUCCAUUCUCUCGCUUCCGUCGCUAGCUGUGGCUUCUUGACCCUUCCCCAUGCACCUCCUGAAACGGAGAAGGAAAGGAUUGUUCGUGAAUUCGCCCAUUUGCUGGAUGCAUCAGAUGCUUAUACCAUAGCUAGUGGGCUAAAAGGAGCUAAGGGAAGUGAAAACGAAAUCUCAACUUUGGCUGAAAGGUUCAUGGGACUCAAGGCUGCUUUAGUGACGGACAAUUCUACUCUGGCUUCUUUUGGAAAACUGAUUGGCUCAGAUGUAUUACCACUUAGUGAAAUAUGCCAAAAGAGUGGUUCCUUUUUUUCGGACGCCACAGCAUCUCAGCUACUACGGCUGCUUGGAUUUGAAGGAGGAAAGUGCUCGGAUGUGAGCCUAUAUGACUCGGUUUUCGUGCAUAUAGGGGCUGAUGAACAUAAAGACUUGGGAGUUAUCGACUCUUUGGUUGGUAGUGUUAUGAGAAUGGCUCAACCAGGUUCAGAGAUUGCAUCGCGCUUGCAUCUGUCUGUCGUUCUUAGCUAUGGUUCUGUCACAGACAAGGAUGUCUCAGUUUUUCCGGUCAAGAAUCCACAAGAAGGCGUUAACCCGGCAUUUGCAGGACUUGUCCCGCGUCAGAGCUACACCAUGCGAGGUGAAAAGACACGUGAUGAUGUUCGGGACUACUGUCCUAUGUUGGUAGCUCAGUGGCAGCAUGCUGUGACCAGGAAAGACUUAGUUGAUACAUUAUCAUUUGAAGCUCUCAAAAAGCUCUGUGGAAAUCUUGUUAUACCGGCUGAUCGGUUCAUCCACGAAGUAGCUUUCAAACUCUGGAAAGCUCCAAAAUAUGGAGCUUAAACACACAAAACACGAUAUUUUAUUGUAAGUUGGGAUGACUUACACAUGCUCUUUCCGCUGUUGGUGUUGAAUGUUGAUUGUGGAUUGAUCUCAAAUUUGCUAAUUUUUACAUAAAGGGAAGAAACAAAAGCUGUUUUCUUUUUUUCUUCUAAAUUCGCAUCUUGAUGUCAGUUUCAUACACACACAAAGAGAGAUUUAACAUAUUUGAUCUUUUGCUAUGUAUUGGGGAUGGAAAGUAAUA